AUGGACGAAAAUAAGUCAAAUAAGAUGAUUAAUGACCCUAUUCAUGUAAUUUAUCUAAAAAAAAAAAUUCAAAUUCAAGGGUACAUUGAAUUUGAAAAUUGGGCAGUAAAAUUUAUAGAUACACCACAAUUCCAAAGAUUGCGUGAUAUCAAGCAAUUAGGAACUGCUUUUUAUGUUUUUCCAGGUGCGACUCAUACUCGCUUUGAGCACAGCUUAGGAACGGCACACCUCGCUUAUACUUUAACCAAAAGAUUACAGGAACAGCAAGGAAAAAAUGUCGAUGAUGAACGCAAUCUUAAGUGUGUGACUUUAGCCGCAUUGUGUCAUGACCUUGGAUCCAUAACAAUGCUUAAAGAUCUUAUUAAAGAGAAUGACAUCAAUUUGGAUUCCAUCGGGUUAAACAGUGAUGAUGUAGAAUUCAUCGGGGCACUUGUUAAAGGUGAUCGUGAUUUUUCAACUAUAAGAGCAAUUGAUCAUAUGAUGUGUGAUGUGCUUGAGGAUGCGAAGAAAUAUUUGGCAAAGAAGUUUGGUUUUGAAGAUUUUAAGGAUGCGAUCAGUAAGGGUGAAAAAUACAUACGAUUAAGUGAUUCUAUUUUUCAUGAAAUUGAACAUUCGCAAGCUGAAGAUGAAUUAAUCAGAUCAAAAGAAAUUAUUAAACAGAUUAGAAAGAGAAAAUUAUACAUGUAUGUGGACGAAUAUUUAACCAAAAAAAAGAAUGGCAAAGAAAAAGAAAGUAUCAAGAAUCAAAUUAUGGAGGAAAUUAAGAGCUGUGGUAUACAAAAUUUAGGUCCUGAUGAUGUAAUUGUAGAUUGGCUAAGCUUCGAUUACGGAAAUGAUGAUAAAAAUCCAGUAAAAAAUGUCACAUUUUACCACUUUAAUCAUGACACCGAGUCAUUCGAAACUAAAGAAAUUAGGAGGAAGGAUGAUGAAUUAAAAGAAAAAGUUAAAUCAAUUAAAUAUUAUUUUAGUAAGAAAGUAGAAGAAUUAGGCCUAAUUGAUAACAAGGAAAGUGAACAGGGUAAUGAUAACAGUGACGAUGAAAUGAUUAGAAAAGACAAAAGAUCUAAUACUUCUGGUGAAACAUCUCAGUCAAAGAAGAAUUUAUAUUU
Messenger RNA from Racocetra fulgida, 1109 nucleotides. The record is from the annotation of a GenBank genome assembly. Lineage: Eukaryota; Fungi; Glomeromycota; Glomeromycetes; Diversisporales; Gigasporaceae.